AUGAGGUUGGCGGCCGAGGAGAGGAGGGUGACUACCGAGAAAAGGAAGGUGGCAUUGGAGGAGAAGAAAUUGGCCAUGGAGGAGCGAGCUAGAUUAUUGGAAUGGGAGAAGUACUUGUUCUUCAUGGACACACCUAACCUCGAUGAUAGGAAAAAGGAGUUCAUCAACCUUUCCCGUGAUGAAGUCUUGGUCCAAAAAAGAUUGACGGUGAUGGGAGGCUUGGGCGGCACGGGAGCUAGAAUGGGCGGCUUGGGAGGCAUGGGAGCUACCAUGGAAAGCUUGGGGACAAGCAUGGGAGCCAUGUGCGGCAUAGGAGGCAUGGGAGCACCUACAGGAGACAUGGGUGGCUUCAGAGCUACCAUGGGAGGCAUGGGAGGCAUGAGUGGGUCUCUCAUGGGAGGCAUGGGAGCACCUUCGGGUGACAUGGGUGGACGCAUGGCUUCCGGUGUAUCUCACAUGCCUUCGCAUGAUGCCUUUGGAGAUAGUGCCAACACCGUCCGAGUUUCCAAUGACGAUGAGGCGCCUCAAAAUGGAGAAGAGGAGGAAAAAUCAUCUUCGGAAGAGUAG
Aegilops tauschii subsp. strangulata is the source of this 567-nucleotide messenger RNA. The record is from RefSeq and is a predicted model, not a curated record. Lineage: Eukaryota; Viridiplantae; Streptophyta; Magnoliopsida; Poales; Poaceae.